Messenger RNA from Thyridium curvatum, 1212 nucleotides. RefSeq lists its product as uncharacterized. The record is from RefSeq and is a predicted model, not a curated record. Bases 1 to 1212 code for a protein of 403 amino acids. NCBI's taxonomy places the organism in Eukaryota, Fungi, Ascomycota, Sordariomycetes, Thyridiales, Thyridiaceae. The transcript has 2 exons.
AUGUUGCUGAAGUCGCUUACGCUGACUACUGCCGGCCUGGCUGCCGCGCACGCUCUCUUGGUCCCUCCCGAGCUUUCCGAACCGCUGCCUCAACUCGACGAUAUCGUCAACGUGUUGCCCGUCGAGGUUCCCAAGAUUGCUCAGAGCCAGACCUUCAACCUGAACUGCCCCGGCUGCCCUCUGUUCCAUCACAGAGGACACCAUGGGUCCUUCCGAAACAAGCACACCAUCCCAAAUCACCUCGAGCUCAGCUUCAACGUUGACCAUGAUACCGGAUCAGACCGGCUGACCGUCAACGGCUUCGAGCUCUAUCCCAACGCCGACCCCUUCAGCGGCACCCUCACCGCCCCCCAGAUCCCCGAUGUCGAGUGGCACCACCGCAACCGGAAGCCCAAGGCCCCCUCGUCACCCUUGACGCCCCAACUGGGCUUCAGCCUACAGGUCAACCAGGAGGCCCGGGAUGAGUCGGAUAAGAUGGAAUUGAUCAAUCUCAACCUGCAGAUCAUUGAGGUCGGGGAAACCUUUGUCGACGGUAUCCAAAACGUUCAGAUCAAGCUUAUCCAGAGCCUCGACGGUGCCCUGAUGAUCGGCGAGAUCCACGCCACCGACUCGCAAACCGCCCACGACAGCCCCAAGGACAAGCAAAAGGAGUGCUCGUCGAUUCUUUGCAAGUGGAGGGCCAUGAUCGCCGACCGCCUCAAGGGUCACUGCCAUGGCAAGUUUGGAAUGGGCCGUAUCGGCCACCACAAGGGCCAUCAUCAUCACAAGGGUCACCACCAUAAGGGCCACCACAAGGGACACCCCAUGAUCAGCGACGAGGAGUUCGCUGGGCGUCCCGAGAAGACCAUGGACGACGAGGUCGCCCAGAUGUACCGUGACCGCAGCUUUGGCCAGCUCCUCCACAAGUUCGCCUCUCACAUCAUCUUCCCCGUGCUUAUCGGCAUUGUCGCCGGUGUGAGUGUGAGCAUUCUCGGCAUGCUCGUCGGCACUUUUAUUGUCGGCACCUGGCGUGUUCUCGUCCGUGGCCAGCCCUUCUUCCGCCGCCGCCACCACUGCCGCCGCCGCGGUACCAGCCACUCUCACCACCGCAAGUCGUCUCGUACCGAGACUGCUUCUGCGGAAGAGAAGUCUGGUCUCAUGGAGGAGCAGGAGGUCGAGGUCGAGGCUCCGCCGGCAUACGACGAGGAGCAGGCCCCCAAGGACGCUGCUUGA